CCGCCCGCGUCGAUGGACGGAGGGGAAGAAGAGACCCCUGUAACAGACGCCGCGGACUUCGAUGCGCGGGUUCCGGCCACUGAAGCCGCGAACGAUUCCGCCGACGCCGCCGAAGAUCCCCCGAGCGAUACGGAAAGCGGCGACGACGACGUUCCUAUCGCGAGCCUCGCCGCUCGAGGAGGUACGCCACGCGAUCUCCGCGCCCCUUCCUCGUCCCGAUUCAAAUAAAUAUUCCCGCUCGUGACGCUUCCCCGCCCUCUCGCUUCCGUAGGUACCGGAGCGUCUUCCCGUGCGCGGGGACGCCCCAAGGGCAGCAAGAACAAAGCGAAGGCACCGGCGGCCCCGGGCGCCGCCGCGACGCUCUCGGAAACGACGACACCGAGGCAACCGGUGCGACUUUCACCGCUGCCCGCGCCAGGACGACGCUGUAUGUGCAAAAACUUCCAGCACGCGCAGAACUUGAUCCGCUAACGCUUCCUCCCUCUCCCCCGCCCUCCAACCUCGUUAGAUCGUGACCCCGACACGCCAUGUGAUUGGUAUAGCCCAGAGGAACCUUGAGGACUACGCCCCGGAGAUGCGCGAGCUCGCCAUGGCCGCCGCGGAGACGUCCGGUGGCCUCGUCGGCGCGCUCGCCGAUGACGACAUCGGCGCGGCCGGCGAGGGCGACGCAGGCGAGGAGGUUAUGGAUUCCGACGACGACGACAUCGACAUCGAGGCCGCGCUCGGCAGAGGCGACUACGCGGCCGCGGACCCGUACGAAGACAUGCAAGAGGAGGAAGAGAUUGAGGCGAUUGAGGAUCCGACGAGUAGGUUGUUAACUUUCCGUUUUCUCGGCGGGACCCGAAUAAGGCUAAAUGGUCACGGUGCGACGUUCAUCUUCGAUCGCAAGGCGGGCGAGACGGUCAAGGACAUCGUGUUCGAUCUCAUCUCGGCGCUGCCUCACCACGGCUUUCACAUCGCGACCGACAACUACUUCACGUCGCCUGGCUUGUUUCGAUGGAUCAACAUGACGUUCAACAUCAAGGUGCACGGCACGCUCCGACCGAACUACGGUAUUUGCCCGGCAUUUCGGGAUCCGGCUGUGCGCGACGCCUUGGAGGCUCUAGGGGAGGGCGCGUUCGAGCCGCCACAGUACGGAGAUAGCGGCUUGGUCCAGUGGCUGUGGAUGGACAGCAGUCUCGUGAACUUCCUCUCGACGGUUCCGUCGCAUCACGUCGAUUCCACAUCCACGUACUUGGACGUCACGCGUAGGAUACCCGGCACGGGGUCAGUGACGCAACCCGCGCCGAGGGUUGCCUCGGACUACAACAAGCUGAUGAAAGUUGUGGACAAGGUCUGCACGACGCGUGCGCGUUCUGCUUUAUUUUCCUCUCUCCAUCUCCUCUCCCCUCGACUCACGCCCCUCGACCCCAUUCACCUUCGUCAUCAGUGCGAUCAAAUGCGAGGGACGUACUCGGUGCAACGUCGGUGCAAAAAGUGGACGGGCGCGAUCGUGUCGUGGGUGUUGGACGUCGUCGCCAUCAACAUCUACGCUCUGCUUCGAAAAGCUCGGGGCGAUUUUGUGCAACAGGGGUUCAAGGUGGGCAAGUUGAAUGCUCGCGACGCUGUUCAAAAGAAGCUCAUAGCGGGGCUUCUAGCGCGUGGCUCGAGCACCCCUCCUGAAUCCGGUGAGGGCGCCUCCGCGGUUCGGAAGCGAAAGCGUGCGAGCAAGGGCUCGGCGGGUCGGACGCCGUCGGGUGGUUCAGCUGCUCCAGUUGCCGCUGAUUGCGUUAGUAUUCCUCGCGACGUGGCCGCGCACUUCGUGAUGGUCAAAGGCGGGAAGGGCGAUUGCGCAUGGUGCAAGGAGAAGCUUGACAUUCGCAAGCAAACGUUCCAGCGGUGCAAUCACAAGGAUUGCGGUGUUUCCCUUCACACGAAGCUAGGGUGCUGGGGGAAGUAG
Molecule: messenger RNA, 1939 nt
Organism: Micromonas pusilla CCMP1545
Lineage: Eukaryota; Viridiplantae; Chlorophyta; Mamiellophyceae; Mamiellales; Mamiellaceae
Exons: 2
Coding region: 575-1939 (454 amino acids)
Source: RefSeq, a predicted model, not a curated record